AUCACGCUGUCGCUUCCCAGCAGCGGAUCGUCGGGAUCUCUCGAGUCGGUGGCGUUUGCAACUAAGUUCAGGGCUACAGUCGUACCAAACCUCCAGUUCCCUUAUCAAUGGUGCAUUGUAUUGCCGGACUGUAGUGACUUGACCGUUUCACAUCAUUAACGGUCAAUCAACAGAAUCGUGCAGGUGAUCUGAAACGGUACGACUAUUAUUAUUCCAUUACUGGAGCUCGUAGAAAUCGGAACCAAGAAAUCUACAUACACGCCACAGCCAACGGGAAAUGUCAAGUGAAUCCCACCGAACCCCGCUCCUUAGCAUACGACUGAACUUCUACUUCGUGUACUCUCCCGUGCCGCAGCAGUAGCAGUAAGGGAGGAUCGUGUGUGCGUUCUUAUCGCCCCGGGGACAGUGAAAGUGGUCCUGCACUGGUGAGCGGCUGCGUGUCAGGAAGCUCUCGAAACGCAACAUCAUGACGGCCGCUGCAGAACCUAAGGCCGCCGCCGGCCUGAAGCGCGAGAUGGGUCUCAUGUCGGCGAUUAACGUGAUCAUCAGCGUGAUGAUCGGGUCCGGCAUCUUCGUGUCGCCAACGGCCGCCCUGCGCUAUUCCGGCAGCGUAGGGUUCUGUCUAGUCGUGUGGACCGUUUGCGGUGGAAUCUCGCUACUGGGAGCGCUCUGUUUCGCCGAACUGGGCACGGUGGUGCCCCGGUCCGGUGCAGAGUACGCUUAUCUUAUCGAGGCGUUUAAGAAAUCGCACUCCUUCUGGGGUCCACUGCCAUCGUUCAUAUGCGCCUGGGUGUAUGUGAUGAUUCUGCGGCCGGCAGAAAUAGCCGUCAUCAUACUGACCUUUGCCGAGUACUCGAUACUGCCGUUCCGCCAUCUGCUCGGGCUGGAACAUAUGCCGGCAGCGGAUCUUCAUCUGCUGAUCAAGCUGAUAGGCAUCUUAGGAUUAGGAAUUAUCACCUACAUCAAUCUCAGCAGCGUGAAGCUGUACGUCACCAUCAACAACGUGUUCGGGUUUUGCAAGGUGUUCGCCUGUCUGGUGGUGAUCUUCGGCGGCAUCUAUCAGUUGGCGAUUGGUAACACGGAGAAUCUAGCUGGUGGCUUUCAGGGGACAAACACCAGCCCGGGACACAUUGCGCUUGCGUUCUACAAUGGACUGUGGGCGUACGAUGGUUGGUCGAGCGUUACGACCAUCACGGAGGAGAUCAAGAAACCGGAGGUAAACAUUCCACGCUCGAUCAUGAUCGCCGUACCGAUCAUUACCGGUCUGUACGUCUUCAUGAACCUGGCCUACAUGACCGUUCUGUCGAUGGGUGAGAUGAUCGCCUCGGAAGCAGUUGGUAUCGAUUUCGGUGAUCGUGCGCUCGGCUCGUUUUCCUUUCUCAUUCCACUUGGAGUCGCACUCGCCACGUUCGGAUGCGCACUCAGCAUUCAGUUUGGCGUAACGCGACUCUGCUACGUUGCCAGCCAGGAAGGUCAAAUGCUGGAACCACUCUCCUACAUUCACGUACGCCGUGCAACCCCUGCACCGGCCGUCGCCAUGCAGGGUAUCCUAGCCCUUGCCUUCAUCCUGGUCGGUAACAUUGAAACGCUGAUCGAGUUUGCAUCAUUCCUGAUCUGGUUCUUCUACGGUGCGGCGGUUGUGGCCCUGCUGGCUCUACGCCGGAGCCAACCGAAUGUGCAUCGGCCGUACAAGGUGCCAUUGAUCGUGCCAUACAUUACGCUGGCCGUGUCCGUCUUCCUCUCGAUCGUGCCCGUUAUAAGCGAUCCUUCGCCGAAAUAUCUGUUCGCCGUAGGGUUCAUCCUGAGCGGUGUGUUGGUGUACACACCGUUCGUGUAUUACAAAGUUCGGCCACGAUGGAUUAAUAAGCUCACCUUUAUGAUUCAAGUGCUCUUCGAAGUUGUUCCAUCGUCCAGUAAAUUAGAUUAGAACCGGGCUGGAAUUGGUUUAUGUUAGAUAAAACAGUUACUAUUUUUUUAACGAAA
Messenger RNA from Anopheles stephensi (Asian malaria mosquito), 1983 nucleotides. RefSeq names its product b(0,+)-type amino acid transporter 1-like. The record is from RefSeq and is a predicted model, not a curated record. The transcript has 5 exons. The coding region runs from base 467 to 1927 and encodes 486 amino acids. Gene Ontology annotation, biological process: amino acid transmembrane transport. Gene Ontology annotation, cellular component: membrane. Gene Ontology annotation, molecular function: L-amino acid transmembrane transporter activity. Lineage: Eukaryota; Metazoa; Arthropoda; Insecta; Diptera; Culicidae.